GUUCCUGCUUUUUUUCGACAUCAGCGAGAAGGACCGAGGACCCUUCUUCGUCGGCGACAUCUGCAUGCUUUAUCAUGAACACCAAUUCACGGAGCACUCCUUGAUUUGGGCACCACGACACCUGGAAUAUGCCAGGUGGGGCCACACUGUGCUGUCCACGGACGUCCUCCUCCUGCAUCUGGACGGCUUGCGCAAGCGGACCCUGGCGCAACUCUUCUCGGAGGUUCCACAAGACACCACAUCCAACACCACCACCACCCUUUAUCCCGUGGGCAUCUUUCGAGAUUUCUUGGCCGGAUGGCUGAACCAUCUUUAUGACUCGCAGAGCUCAAUGGUGAACCUCCUUCCGCCGACAUGGUGGUUUGUUCCCUAUGAGCAGUGGCUCUUCGAUAUGAGCUUGGCGGAUCUCUUGUCCUCGCACUUUCGUUCGAGCUGGCUACCGGUGAUGCAUCUCCGAGAGUAUCCCGGCUUCCAAGGCAGCAAACCCGAGCUGCGCAUCGCGUGCCCCUCCGCGGCGAGUGCUGUGCCCAUUGCUAUCAGGCACUCCUGGCCGGACAUUCUCCAACGCUACGCCUACGCUGUCUCCUGGAAGACCCGCCUUGGGCCCAACUUCUGCAACAGAGCGGUCCAGAUCAUGUCGCUGCAGUGGGAGCGCGCUGAUCGCCCGCCUGUGAUUCCCUUUCAAAUCCGCGAGCUCCCUUGGGUCGCG
Symbiodinium necroappetens is the source of this 709-nucleotide messenger RNA. Lineage: Eukaryota; Dinophyceae; Suessiales; Symbiodiniaceae. The record is from the annotation of a GenBank genome assembly.